Molecule: messenger RNA, 4669 nt
Organism: Candoia aspera
Lineage: Eukaryota; Metazoa; Chordata; Lepidosauria; Squamata; Candoiidae
Gene: PACC1
Product: proton activated chloride channel 1
Exons: 7
Coding region: 9-1010 (333 amino acids)
Cellular component (GO): cell surface
Source: RefSeq, a predicted model, not a curated record
AUGAAGAUAUGGAGUGUGCACCUGCAAAUUCUGAAGCAACAGACGAACAAUUAGAUGAAGAGGAUCAGGAAGAUACCAGUUCAACAAUCCUUCCAGUUCUAGAUGGCAGCAGCCCUUCUGUGCGUUUCAGCAAGUCCUGCCUGAAGAAUGUCUUCUCUGUAAUACUUCUCUUCAUAUAUCUGGUGCUUAUGGCAGUAGCCAUUUUUUUGGCCUAUCAAACCAUCGCUGACUUUAGGGAAAAACUCAAGCAUCCUGUGAUGUCCGUCUCAUUCAAGGAAGUGCCCUCUUACGAUGCCCCUGGUAUUGCCCUCUAUCCAGGCAAGGCUGAAUUGCUAACCUGCAAGCAUCACUACUAUGAUUACAUUCCACCUCUGGUCAACCCAGGCCAGCCAGGGAAAAUUGAAUGCAUUACUCAGAGAAUCAACUACACAGAUCCUUUUACUAAUGAAACCAAGAAACAUGCUGUGAUUGUCAAGGGACCCCAAGAUGUGAAGAAACGGGAAUUGGUCUUCAUGCAGUUUCAUCUAAAUGAGAUUGAUCAGGAUUUCAGUGCAAUAGAUUAUCUUCUUUUUUCUUCAUUCCAAGAUUUUCUCAACAGUCCGAACAAAUCAGAAUUUAUGAAGGUGUGUGAGAGCUCCUAUUCCAGUUGGAAAUUCUCUGGAGGUUUCCGAACUUGGGUCAAAAUGUCUCUGGUGAAAACAAAAGAAGAAAAUGGCGUGGAGGCAGUUGAAUUCAGGCAGGAGAUUAGUGUGGUUAACUAUGUUGAACAGAGGACAAAAGCUGGCACUGACCAGCUAUUUUUUGUGGUGUUUGAAUGGAAAGAUCCUUUUAUUCAGGAAGUUCAAGAUAUUGUCACUGCAAAUCCUUGGAACAUGAUUGCUCUUUUGUGUGGUAUAUUCCUGGCUUUGUUUAAAGCAGCCGAUUUUGCCAAACUGAGUGUGAAAUGGAUGAUAAAAAUCCGAAAACGGCAUCUCAAGAGAAAAACUCAAGCCUUGAACCACAUAAAUUGAUAACAGUAUGCUUCACAGAUUUCUGUUUCACUAAGAAGUACAAAUAGGACAACUAAACCAAUACAACCACUGUCUUACACAAGAAAACUGCAUUGAUGGAAGGACAAAUUGCUUCGCUGGAUUGAAUUUAACACUUGGAAGUUUUAGAAAAUGAUUGACUCUUUAUAAAUCCAUAGUCUUUUCUAAAAAUAUGAUUUCUUUUACAAACUGCUACUUAGUGGUAGGGAUAUUCCUGAAACAAUAUUUAACUUCCUGUAAGAAAAGAAACAAUUUUUAUGAAGUAGGAUAUCUUUUAAAAAAUAGGGAGGAAUCUAAAAUACAACGUAUACCAGUAAUGAGUUUAGUUAAUCCUGUUCCCAAGCAGUAAGUCUGAUCACCUAUCAACUCAGGGACAAAAACCUUUGCUCCAAGGCCUUCAACUGGAUAUGCUGUCAGUCAAAGGGGACAGUACUUUAUUGGAUUCUGAUUCAAUAUUAAGUAUCACUUAUAUUCCAACUGUUGCUCUGACAAACACACUCCAAGGGAUGAAAGCACAUUAUUAAAACAGUAUGCACUAAUUGUAUAUUGAAUACCACUGAUUCACAACUAACCCAAAAAGCACAACAAAAAAGAUUGAUCAAUAUUGGUUCUCUGCGGGGCAUAACAGGUAGAUUUCUUGGUGCUUCUAUCUGAAAUUAUACAUUCUCUGUUGGAUUUCAGCUCUUUAUGUGUUGGGACUUGUAGUUGCUAAAGCAGGGACAAUCUUUUUUAUAAAAAGAACAAUUGAUCUCUGAUAACCACUGGAGGCAUUGUGAUGAUGUGAUAUGCUGCCAGAUUUGGGAGGUGUGGUGCCACAUGCCAGUAUUGGUUUGCCUACUCCUCUGUUAACAGAAUGCAGUACAAUAAACCUAAAAAUAGCUCUUGUCUUCACAAGAGUUAUUAACUAAAAGAAGACAGAACACUGAAAACACUGGAAUUUUAUCAAGCAUUCCUGUUAGAUAAUACUUAGGUUGAAGAUUUUUCAAUAAAACAUAUCUCUGUACUACACUUACUCAAAAUAUUGGUACUGUCUUAAUAGAUGGAUAAAGUUCUCCAACCUUCAGACCUCUUCCAAAACCUAUAGAUAGCAAACUUACUCAUAAUUCCAUAAGCAAUAAAAAGAGAAAACACAUGUGGUAAUAGUGAAGUAUUACAAAGAUAAUUAUUUCUUAAAUGAGAAAUGUUUAAAUAGUUAUUUUAUAUUUACUUAAAACAUUUUUCUCCUAUUUAAAUCUUUCCAGGCAGAUUAUGGUAGUCCAAGAUUGUGUUCGUAUGUUUGAAAUGUUGCCCAUACAAAUCCAAAAUGCUAUUAUUAUAUCUAAUUCCAGGCAUCUGUAGACAUAAAUAUGAAGUCACUAGACAUCCGUUUUAUUUUCAAGUGUGAAUAUAUCUCCUGCCCAAAAGAUAGAAUCUUGUUUUGUUCAGUCAGUAAAGUGAAGAGAAGACUGAGGGCCAUAAAAUAUUAGAACAAUUUGCUGUUGGGUAAAAUGUAAUGGUGUCCACUGAGUAGAAUGAAUUGGCUUUUCUCCUAUAACUCCCCACCCUAUCCCAUGCUCCUAAAAACUACUUGACAAUAUUGGGGGACCUUUUGGAGCAGAUUUGAGUAACAAAAUCCCAUCAAAAAAGUAUACAGUACAGCUGUCCAUCCAACACUGGAUAGUGCCCAUUUUUUUUUCUGCAAAGGGCCUAACUAAAAUUAGAUCUAUUUUAUUUGUCAGCCUAUCUUCAUUUCAGUUUGAUAACUGCUACCUGCCUUAAUCUUGUUCUUAGUAUUUAAACCUUUUAAUUAAACAUUACAGUGUUAGUAAUUUACUUGAAAGUAGCCCAUCAAUAUAACCAUUCUAUUUAUAAUGAUUAAAUUACAAAGAUGGUAAUAUACAGCACUAAUUACAAACAUAAAGAUUUUAUUGAAUGCUGCUCAAUCCCUCAGUCUUUCAAUACAAAACCAUUUUCCACACAAUUGAAAUUUAAGAGGUUGGAAUGAUACUCUGAUAUAAAGAUCUGCAAAAGAACACCCCACUAUCAAGUAAAAACAAACAAAAUUUCAAGAAUCAGUUUUCGCCAUCUUAAGCACUGUAUUUUCUGUAACAAAAAGAGCUGUCUUGCAUGUCUGCAUAGGAAUUGCACAGCCCAAGCUUUAAACGGAGCAGCUGGGCACCCUGCAGGGCCAGGCUGAAAGCAAGAAUAACUAGGUUCUACAAAAAUUGUGAAACUAUAGAGUGCAAUUGAUAGUUCCAAUUUUACUUAUGGGAACAGAAACAUGAUUACUGAAUCUUUCUUAAGAGGAGGCAUGAGAACUAUGUGGAUAUCCUUGAUUAAAAGUUAACCAUCUUUCCUCAUUCAGAGCUCAUGUAACUGCUUAAGCAAAACACGUAAUGCAGUGUAAGUCCUGUCCAGGUAGUCUCCUCACACAGUUACAACUAUUUGAGGGAGAAGCCCAACUCAGCCGAGCUGAUCUUACUCUCUUCCAUGUCUCUAUCCAUUUCUACAGCCCACUCAGCCCAUGUUAAGUAGAGAAUACCUGUAAUAAGUCCUUUCUACUUGAGAAGGUUCCUCAUAUAAUUUUGAAUCUUGACCUCUCUAAACUGAGCAUUCUUAUACAAUAGCCUGACCUGUGAUACUGUAAUGGGCAGAUUCAACUCAAGUGAUAGGUGUUUACUCAGAAGCAAGCCCCACCUAGCCUCAUGGGAUUCAGUCCCAUUAACGUGGUAUUAGAUUUUCAUCUUAGUUUCGUUUCAGGAAACACAGUAAAGCUAGAAGUCUCUUCCUGAGUCUCAGCCAAAGGCCGCAGCACUACGAAAAGGACAUGGGGAGAAAAUGUAGUUACCUGACAUCUAUGCCUAAGUGCAACACAAUUAAGAAAGAAAAAGAAAACUUCAAGUCAAAAUUUCACCAUUCCCAUAAUUAAAUCACACACAUCAUAGAUGAUAAAACUCCUUUCUGUGAGAUGUCAGAAUUGACAAUAUAGCAAUGAUUAGAGACAAAUUUACAGUAUGCUAUGGUAAAUAAUAUCACAUUCAAUUACUGUAUUUCAGUUCAAAAAAAUUUCAUUUACAUUUUGCCAGAAGGGGGAAAAUGGUCAUUUCAAAGAUACUGAUGAGGUUUCUCUUCUGCAUUUUUACAUAUUUUUAAAAAAAUCUGUACAAAAGGGAUGCCUCACAAACAGAGGCUUUCACACUCACUUGGCACUAUCAUUUGGUAUAUUUAUCACAGAGGAGGAGGUAAUAUUCGGCUGGUUAGACAAAGUUUUCAUGAGUCUAAGUUCUUCCAGCUUUUUCCAUAAUUCUUCACGUUCUAAUUCUUUCUUCUUCCCUCUAUAAAAAAAUGUGAAAGAUUCUUUAUCCAUUAUACAUGUUAGCAGCUAAUAAAAAGUAUCAGAAAUCUUAAAGAUACCAUAAAGAUUAACUUGAUUAUCCUAGCAUGAGCCUGUUUGGUACCAGUCAGUACAGACGAUACUGAGCAGAUAAUGUCAAGGUUUAACUCCGUAGAAAACAAGUUUUUAACAUUUCAGUCUCUAUUUUCAAAAUAGCCUAAAGUAUAGAAAAAUAAAAAAGGUGAUGAGAGAAUAUAAGUAAAGCUUUACAUGAAUGAAUAAUUAACCUUGAUUAUAUUGUAGUGCUAUAAAAUACAGUAAUCAAAAA